AUAUUUCUUACAACAUGAGCCACUGCGGCAACUAUUACAGAGGCCUGGGCUAUGGCUAUGGAGGCUUUGGUGGCCUGGGCUAUGGCUAUGGCUGUGGAUGUGGCAACUUCCGCAGACUGGGCUAUGGCUGUGGCUUUGGAGGUUAUGGAUUCGGCUAUUGCCCAUUCCGCUAUGGAGGAUGUGGAUUCUCUAGUUUCUACUGA
Lemur catta (Ring-tailed lemur) is the source of this 203-nucleotide messenger RNA. Its product is annotated as keratin-associated protein 19-4-like. Lineage: Eukaryota; Metazoa; Chordata; Mammalia; Primates; Lemuridae. The record is from RefSeq and is a predicted model, not a curated record. The coding region runs from base 15 to 203 and encodes 62 amino acids. The transcript has a single exon.